Pongo pygmaeus (Bornean orangutan) is the source of this 6699-nucleotide messenger RNA. It is a transcript of the gene YOD1, whose product is annotated as YOD1 deubiquitinase. The record is from RefSeq and is a predicted model, not a curated record. Gene Ontology annotation, biological process: endoplasmic reticulum unfolded protein response; protein deubiquitination; ERAD pathway. Bases 481 to 1527 code for a protein of 348 amino acids. Gene Ontology annotation, cellular component: nucleus; cytosol. Gene Ontology annotation, molecular function: cysteine-type deubiquitinase activity. NCBI's taxonomy places the organism in Eukaryota, Metazoa, Chordata, Mammalia, Primates, Hominidae. The transcript is spliced from 2 exons.
CCAGUCUUUUGGACCCUGGAACCCCAAUGAGUCAAUGUUUAAUGCAGCCACGAGUCUAGUCACAAGUAUGAUUGUUUUUGACUGGUCCUUUGACUCACUGACCAUUCCUGGCAUUCGUUUGCGUUGUGAACUAUGAUUCUGUUUCUCCUGGUGUAUCUGGGUGUAGUGUGGAAGCCCCAAUUUAAUAAUUUCCGACUUCACUAAGUGCAAGGUCACAUUCCAAUCUCCAGACCUUCAUUCAGGAACUCCUUCCCCCGCCCUCUUUUCUUGAGCAUAUAUGCUACCCACGCGGAGGGCACCUCACUCGCUCUAUAGGUAGCAAGACGCGUUGUCCUUUAGGAAUACGGAGGUUUACGUCUUCGUUCUGAGGGUGGGGGAAAAACCAGUUGUCACUUUAAAAGAGUUCGCGCUUGCUAAGGUACUAAGGUAGAAGCUGCACCGAAGCGUCGCGAGAACUGCAACCACCCGCAACUUCUCGCGAUGUUUGGCCCCGCUAAAGGUCGCCAUUUUGGAGUUCUCCCAGCGCCGGGUUUCCCCGGCGGCGUCUCUCAACAGGCUGCCGGAACCAAAGCUGGCCCCGCGGGUGCCUGGCCUGUGGGCAGCCGGACCGACACGAUGUGGCGGCUCCGCUGCAAGGCCAAGGACGGCACCCAUGUUUUGCAGGGGCUGUCCAGCCGGACCCGGGUGCGGGAACUCCAGGGCCAAAUUGCCGCCAUCACCGGGAUCGCCCCCGGCGGUCAGCGAAUCCUCGUCGGAUACCCUCCCGAGUGCCUGGAUCUCAGCAAUGGGGAUACCAUUCUGGAAGACUUGCCCAUCCAAUCUGGUGACAUGCUGAUCGUUGAAGAAGACCAAACCAGGCCCAGAAGUUCACCUGCAUUUACUAAACGUGGUGCUUCUAGUUACGUCAGGGAAACUUUGCCUGUGCUUACCAGAACCGUGGUCCCAGCAGACAACUCUUGCCUGUUUACCAGUGUGUACUAUGUCGUCGAAGGAGGAGUCUUGAAUCCGGCUUGUGCCCCUGAGAUGAGACGCCUCAUAGCACAAAUUGUAGCAAGCGAUCCGGACUUCUAUAGUGAGGCAGUACUGGGAAAAACAAAUCAAGAGUACUGUGACUGGAUCAAAAGGGAUGACACUUGGGGAGGAGCAAUAGAGAUAUCGAUUUUGUCCAAGUUUUACCAAUGUGAAAUAUGUGUAGUGGAUACACAGACAGUAAGAAUUGAUCGUUUUGGGGAAGAUGCAGGAUACACCAAAAGGGUUCUGCUUAUUUAUGAUGGUAUCCAUUAUGAUCCACUUCAGCGUAACUUCCCUGAUCCAGAUACACCUCCUCUGACCAUUUUCUCCUCUAAUGAUGAUAUUGUUCUUGUACAAGCACUGGAAUUAGCAGAUGAAGCUAGAAGAAGGAGACAGUUUACUGAUGUCAACCGCUUCACCCUGAGAUGCAUGGUAUGUCAGAAAGGAUUAACUGGACAAGCAGAAGCAAGGGAACAUGCCAAGGAGACAGGCCAUACCAACUUUGGAGAAGUGUGACCUAUGCAUGAAUGAGGGUUGAAGCCUACUACCUCACACAACCAGAAGGCUCUGGGUUUUCCAAUAAGCUAUCGUAACCCUAAAGAACAAAGGAUACAAUGCUUGAACCAUCCUUUUAACUUAAAACCACUAAGACACUGAAAUUCCUUGUUAAGAUUAAAAUUAGUGUGCAAGUUUACAGAUGUGUGUCUACAGUGGUAAACUGUACAUACACGCCUCUUUCUGCUGGAGUGACAGAAUAGGUGAUCCUUGCCACCUACUGACACUGACCUGAAGGUUGAGAUUGAGUAUUAUAAACUAGCACCCAGCAGCUUUAACUUGUAGAAGAAAGCAUCACAUUUUGAGUAAUGUGGAAGGCCUCCUGUGAGUCCACCGGGCAUUCAAUUGAGAUUGAGUAUUAUAAACUAGCACCCAGCAGCUUUAACUUGUAGAAGAAAGCAUCACAUUUUGGGUAAUGUGGAAGGCCUCCUGUGAGUCCACUGGACAUUUACCACAGUGUCUCCAGUAAUUGAGUCUUUUUAAAAACUCUGAAUGAGUUAAGUUUCUAAAUUAUGAAUUGAUUCAUCAAAUGAAGAUACUCAGAAUCGUCCAAACUGAUUUUAUAUUGCAAUUUGGUAGACUUUAUAAAUGUGUGCUUAACCACUGAUAAGUACAUCACAAGCAAUUUUUACAGGGAUGAGUCUCAUUCUUGAGAAUGUUAUCACAAAACAGGAACCGAUUGUGCCCUGUUUAAGAUCUCUAGCAUAUAAAAAGUAGAAUGUAUGAGGGAAAAGGUGCCUGAGCAGCUUCCUGAAGCUUUAAAAGACCGUUGGCCUCGUGUUUUAAUGCAAUUCAUGUAUUGGUCUUUGUCACAUUGGAUAACAUUUUAAAGUUAAGCAGGGUACUUUUUUAAUUGAAAUUCCUUGAAAUUCGAGUCCUCAGUUUUUUCUUCAUUUGCGUAAAGAUUUAUCGGGGGGAUUUAAUUUUCUCAGCUUUUUGUUAAGAGCACUUCCUCCAAAAAAUUUUUUUCAAGUAAUAAUGCUCUGCUUUGGGUUGGUUUUUGUAAGAUUUUUUGCACACCUAAAGAGUGUUUGCUUUUGUGCUAGCCUUAUCCCUCCACUAAAGUUAUUUUAAAUAAUUUCACAUUUCUGCAAAUUAGCACUUUGCUUAUCUGCAAUCUUUUACUUUGAUUUUUGAAGUUUUAAAGUAAUUGGAGUAAUACUAUUGAAUGAAUUAGUUUCACUUCCAAAAUAGGAAAAAUUGUAAAUCCUUGCCUUAUGCAGCUUUCUCAGAAUUCUGCUUCUUCCUAGUACUAGAUGUGUAGCCAUUUGCUUAGUGGACUAAUCCGCAAGGCACACCCUCUAAAACUUAGCUUCACUACAAGAUCUUCCAGAUAAAGUUUUCUACCUCUUUUCUUAAUUAUUCUGAUCAGGGAUGCUAAAUUAUAAUUUGUUAUGUAUUAUCUCACAUAAUGUGAAGAGGCUUAAUGUGAAGUUUUGUUAUUUUGGUCUUAUUUUUUAUUAAGUAUCUCACUUAGAAAUUCAGUGGUAUACUUUAAAGCACUUGGAUCUUUUUCAGCAUAUCUUCCUAGCAAAUGUUUUAAAAUUGGCAUUUACUUUUAGCACUUUCACUUGGUGAAGGUGGCCAUAUAAAAUUAAGGAACAUUUGAACACUAUAAGAGAAAAGAACUUUUAAGGAACAAUUCACAAAGUUUGUUUGAAAUCGUCAGAUGACAUUUCUUGAGUACUUUUUGUGUGCAUAGUUAUUUUAGACAAUAUAAGCUGUUAUGGUCAGCAUAACUUAAAAGUGUUUAGUUUUCUAUUUUACUGAGCCUUAAAAAUAGCACUGAUGAGCUUAUGAUACUUAAUGUUUGGCAAUCAUAAUGUGUUCAAAUUAAUAGGAUUGAAAAUCUCUCCACACCUGACUCUCAUCUGGUCUGGAUGGUUUUGGUUUUGUAUCUUUUUUAUUUCUCCCAGAAAAUACUAAAUUUAAAACUGUAAAUUAAGAAUAUACCACUAGAUAACAAUUAUCAAAUUGAGCUUUAUGCAUCAUUACUCAGAAAGCUUGCCUUCCUUUCUUUGCUACUUCAGGAGACAGAGUUGACAUUUGCUUACUGCAGCUUUAGAUCUAGAAGUUUAUUCAUGCAACAAAUAUUUAUUGAGUAAUUUAUACUGUGCCAGGCAUGUUUUGAUAUGUUUCUGUCAUAUGUUUUGAUAUGUUCCAACAUAAGUUUCUGUCACUUUAAAAUUCAGUAUAUAUUUUCUACAGCGGGUAAAUUUAACAAAUGGAAAGGAAUAGAACACUGAUAUUUUACAGAAUUAAACCCCUUCAUUGUAAGGGCUUUGUUUACAUAUUAAGUGUCAAGUAUUUAUUCAGGGGAUCUUAUUUCAUUCUAUUUUAUCUGUUAUCUAGGUUGUCCAUUUACCGGUUGGACACUGAUACUCUGUCAAAUUACUUUCAGAAAUGACUCUUUAAUCUGCUGAAAUUUAGCACUAGUACUUUAGUGUUCUGAUCCUGGAAAAUUCAAGGUGAAGCUUUAUUUGUGGACCAUCUGAUUUAAUUUUUGAGGAUUAAAAACCUAAACCUUUGCUCAUUCUAAACUCAAGUUUUUAAGCCUCACAGAAUUUACAGGGGUUUGCUUUUUGUUUGUUUUUUCAUUUUUUACUGUGCUUAUUAAACUCUUGGAAUUAGUUAUUAAAGAGUAAAUUCUCAUCUUGGGAAUUUUGAAAAUCUGUGGACUUACAACGUUCAGGAGGAUUAAAUGUCUUAAGUUUUGUACUAGAGCAGAAUGAAAUCCUUCCUAUUCAUUGAGUUUUUGCCUGCCAUAGAGGAAUUUUUUUAAAAAUUAAAAUGACAGUUUACAUUAGUGGCAAAGUGAAUAAAGACCUCACUUUCCCACCCCACCCUUCUUCCUUUCUCUUACUCUUCUUUGGAUUAAAGGUCAGGUGUAGUGCUAUGAAGAUUCACUCCUGAAUAAAGUGAUUUCAGAAGCUAAAAUUUAACAAACCUGGAAAUUUUGUGAUGUGUUAGCCAAGUGAAGACAUUAGUGUGUUCCAUCUUUUGCUAAUGGUUCAUGGUUGAUUUCUUCAUUGUUUCCCAUGAAAUUAGCAUAGUCAAGUGGUACCCUUGACGCUUGACUGCUGGUUAGUUUGACCCUGUUUUUAACAACUAAUGUAGUCAUGCCGCUUGAUUAUUCCAUGAAGUCCCAGCAAAAUAAUAAUCAGGAAUUAACUAACAUUAUGUUAUCUAUCUAAUUUGUCUGUGUCCCUAAAUGCCCCUGCCUAACUUGCUUCUCUAGUUUAUUCCUUCUGUGGAGGGAUUAAAACGUGGGUGUUGCAAGUUGCCCUAAGCUAAACAUAGUUUUCUUACAUCUUUUUGGAAAAAAAAAAUGGAAUGGGAAGUAUGCAAGAUUAAGCAAGAGUGAUUUUUUUUUUUUUUUUUGACAAAUCAGGUGGCCUUCCUAAACAUACUAAGAAUUAUGUUCUUUCAUGUGUCGAGACACAUUUAAUUUGUUUGCAGCACUUUAAAAAAAUAUACGGAAUAAAAGUUUACAUGUUGGCCCUCUAGGGAUCUAAUUAAGGACAUUAAAGUACAAUUCUUGAGCUACUAACCAUCAGCUCUUCUUAAUCAAAGAUUGCCAUCAGUGUAGAGUGUAUCUAAUGGCACAACAUUCUGGUGUUUUGAUAACAGUAGAACUCAAUUUCCGUAACUAUUAGGAGCAUGGUCUGUGCCCUAGCAUUAAAAAUGUUACUUAUGAUUAUAAUGUGAAUAUCUUGUAUUACUGUACAAUGCAGUAUUCAAAUUUGUCCUUGUAGUGCAAAGGUGACUGAUAAUUUCUAAAAGAUUCGAUCCUUAAAACUUGUUUCCAAGCAGACUUAUAAGGAAGCUGAUUUUUGAGUCAGAGGCCUUAAACGUGUCAUAUACAAGUGGCAUCAUUUUAAGUCCAAAGUGAAACACUUGAUUUGAAUAAGCUAGUUUAUUAACUAAAGCUGUUUUCUUAUGUUACAGUAUUUCAGCACAUUUCAUUCAACAUAAAAAGAAUAUUAAAUGUCCCUGGAUGUGGGAGAGUGUUUAUUUUUCUCAAAAUUAUCUAGCAUUUUGCUUACAGUGCUUUGAAUAUUUGACUUAAAAUUAUUAUUGACGUUGAAUUGUAGGGUGCUGAUUUAGGUCUUGAUUCAUAUACAUUUAAAGGAGGUUGAUAACACCCUCAUGGUAGAGUGAAGGGAGAAGAGGGCCAAGAGGACAGUACCACUGAUAAAGAAGAGAUUGUCAAAUAGAUGCAUUCCUAGUCAUGAAUUAUGCUUUUCCAAACAUUUUUAAAGCAAUGCCUUUGUGUCAACUCAACCCUUCUUCCCCAUUUCUUGUCAUAGAAUGUAGCAUGGCCAUAGGUGAAAAAGUUUAUCAUUAAAGUAUGAAACCAUGAAUUAUAAGCAUUUUGCCGUGAUGCCCUUUUAUACAUAUGUUUUUAAAAGUACUAACCAACAUAUAGGAGUUUAGGAAUGGUGAAGAUAUAAUUUGAUUAAGUUGUAGGUAAACAGAAAGGAUCAUCUUAGGCUCAGAAUUUCUAAUAUGAUUACAUGAGUCUACUUUAUAAACUGGUAUAGGCUACGUAAUUAGCCCGUAAGUUACUUAAAGGACCAGGGGACCUAAUUUUUGUCAGUUUUCCAGUCACAUUGGUGCCAUUCAGGACUCCAGCUGUUUACAGGAAAUACAUACUUAGCAGAGUAGUAUUUUUCCUUGAAAAAAGAAUUGAAUUCAGCCUAAAUACAGAAUGAAUAUGAAUAGCUUGUGAAAAGGGUUAGAGAACAAUAUUCCUAUAGUUUCUGUAUUAAUGCAGUAGAGACAGAGGUUCCUGACGCAAAAAGAAAACCACAAGUAAAGACUGUCAAAUUAGAGCUUUAGAAUAUGACUUGAAAAAGUAGGGAUGGGCAAAACAGCAUAAGAAAAUAUUUUUUCUUAAUGAAGAUGGACAGUGUUUUCUUGUUUUAAAAAUGUUUUGCCUAUUUGCCAGCAUUUUUUGAAGUAGUGCGCUGCUGCUACCUGGAAGAUGUCUAACUUCAUUUUCUACAACUCUUAUGUGAUUUUGCCAUUGUCAUUAAGAUGCAUUGAUUUUAUUUAUGAGGUGUAUGACUUUAAAUAUCUAAAUGCUGUAUUAAGUGACUUGUUUCAAAGGAAUAAAUGAAGUGAAAACGU